This is a messenger RNA of Galeopterus variegatus (Sunda flying lemur), 1472 nucleotides long. Its product is annotated as dimethylaniline monooxygenase [N-oxide-forming] 5-like. Gene Ontology annotation, molecular function: NADP binding; N,N-dimethylaniline monooxygenase activity; flavin adenine dinucleotide binding. The record is from RefSeq and is a predicted model, not a curated record. The coding region runs from base 228 to 869 and encodes 213 amino acids. Lineage: Eukaryota; Metazoa; Chordata; Mammalia; Dermoptera; Cynocephalidae. The transcript is spliced from 7 exons.
AAGACCAGAAAACACAUCUGGUGAGGGUCUUGUAGAAAGGAUACAUCUUCUGGCAACAGCAACCUGAUAAGAUUAAUGGUAACCAAAUCACACCAUUGGGAAGCCUUAGCAUCUGCAAACCCUAACAACACAAGCAUGAUUGAACAUCUGCAAACCCUCCCAGAACAAGCAUGAUCAAGCACAGGACAAGUGACAUUGACUUAGCCAGGUGAAGAUCUCUGGAGACCAUGACCAAGCAAAGAAUUGCUGUGAUUGGGGGAGGAGUGUGCGGGCUCACGUCUAUCAAGUGCUGCCUAGAUGAAGGCUUGGAACCUGUCUGCUUUGAAAGGACUAAUGACAUCGGAGGGCUCUGGAGGUUUCAGGAAAAUCCUGAAGAAGGAAGGGCCAGUAUUUACAAAUCAGUGAUCAUCAAUACUUCUAAGGAGAUGAUGUGCUUCAGUGACUACCCCAUCCCAGAUCAUUAUCCUAACUUCAUGCACAACUCCCAGGUCAUGGAGUAUUUCAGGAUGUAUGCCAAAGAAUUUGAUCUUCUGAAGUAUAUUCAAUUCAAGACCACUGUGUGCAGUGUGAAGAAGCGGCCUGAUUUCUCUACUUCAGGCCAAUGGGAGGUAGUCACUGAGUGUGAAGGGAAGAAGGAGGUGGGUGUCUUCAAUGGAGUCAUGGUUUGCACCGGCCAUCACACCAAUGCUUACCUACCCCUGGAUAGUUUCCCUGGGAUCGAGAAGUUCAAAGGACAGUACUUGCACAGUCGAGACUAUAAGAACCCAGAGGGAUUCACUGGAAAGAGAGUCAUUAUAAUUGGCAUUGGGAAUUCUGGAGGGGACCUGGCUGUAGAGAUUAGCCACACAGCCAAGCAGGAUGGUGGGUGAAUUUUCCUUCUCACUCCCCAAAUGGAAAAAAGAAGCAAUCUGAUCUCUCCAAGGACAACAUGGAUAUCAGUAUAAAAAGCAUCCACACUGUGGCACAUGCAAGCAUCUUGCCCCAGCCUUUGCGUACAGUUAGGUAGCACGGAGUGGCAUUUGCUCUAAAGCAAUUUAUCUCUUUGGCUUUUCAUUUUGUUUGUUUUGGUUUUUGUAUCAUAGAUUUUCACCUGGCAGGGAAGUAUCUUCACUAUAAAUUCUGAAAAAAGACAUAUUAUUAUAUUUUAUUAUUCCUGUCUUCAUUGAAUCAUAACUUUAUUGGCAAUAGGUAGAAGCCUGGUUGUUCUUCAGUAACUUUAAUUAAGCUGUGCUUCUCCACAAUAUGCUUCAAAUUAUUACUGUCUUUUUAAAUGGAAGUGUGAUGCUACAACUUUGUUAAAUGACCCUUAAACUUUUUGCUUUAUACAUUACAUUGUAUUUAUAAGAAGUUUUUUGUAAAUCAGCAUUUUUAAAUGGACUUAUAAAUUUCAGUGUAUUAAGGAAAUUUUGGUAUAAUUCUUGUGGUAUAAUGCUUUUGUGAAAAGAAAACAUCCCUUUCUUACAAGAUUAAUU